Oreochromis niloticus (Nile tilapia) is the source of this 6875-nucleotide messenger RNA. It is a transcript of the gene dlg1a, whose product is annotated as discs large MAGUK scaffold protein 1a. Gene Ontology annotation, cellular component: neuromuscular junction; postsynaptic density membrane; neuron projection. Bases 319 to 3522 code for a protein of 1067 amino acids. NCBI's taxonomy places the organism in Eukaryota, Metazoa, Chordata, Actinopteri, Cichliformes, Cichlidae. The transcript has 24 exons. Gene Ontology annotation, molecular function: ionotropic glutamate receptor binding; protein kinase binding. Gene Ontology annotation, biological process: establishment or maintenance of epithelial cell apical/basal polarity; receptor clustering; regulation of postsynaptic membrane neurotransmitter receptor levels. The record is from RefSeq and is a predicted model, not a curated record.
CCUUGAAGUGAAAGAGGAACAGAGGGAGGGGAAAAAACAAUCACGCUAUCAUUAUUACUCCGGGUUCUAAGUCCACGCGGUGAUUGUCAGCGUUUGUUGACAGUGUCUGUGUCAGUUUUCUCACACUUUUUUCAACACUACAUUGAAUUAUAUUUUCUCUUAACUACCGGACAGCUCGGUGGUGCCUGUUGUGGUGACAGUUUGGUGUCCCAGUUUGGGUGAGCAGGCUGUCGCGGGACAGACGCUCACAUCUGUGAUAACAGAAGCACAGUCGGAUCGGUGUGAGCCAGGGGAGGAGGACUCAGCGUGCGUGCCACCAUGCCUGUGCGACAGAAAGAUGCCCAGCGUGCCCUGGAGCUGCUCCAGCAGUAUAGAGCCAAGCUAGACCAGAGACAGCAAAAGGCCAAACAGGGACCUGUGGAGGAAGACCACCAGCUGCAGCAGUCUCUGGACAAAGUCAUCAAUGUCUUUCAAAGUCAGCUCUUCAGUGCACUUCUUGAUAUCCAGGAGUAUUAUGAGUUUACCGUCCUUGCAGACAGCAAGUGCUCUGCGGACAGUCCCAAGAACCUUGCUGCCUCCUGCAGGCUGCCAGCAGAACCCUCAGCCCAGCCACAGCCCUCCACAGAUCCCUUGACCUCCAGCAUUUCUGAUGGACAAUCCCAACCCAAACCACUCGUCUCCAAACCCAGGUCAGUCAAGUAUCCUGCGCCUCCAGUACCAUCAGCAACACCAGCAACAAAGUCAUCUUCGCCUACAACACAGUCCAGCACACCUGAGCUGGCCAAAAUGAAGUAUCGUGCUCCUCUUCCUCCUGCUCAACCGGGGGGCUCCAAAUCACUUGAAGAGGAGACUUCUAAACCUUCCCCCAGUGUCACAGUUAGUAAUGCAGAAACCCCAACCGGCUCCACAAAUACAUCUCCUGGAGUGUCGCUAAAUGGAACAAAGCUUCCUGCUACCAGCUCUGGCAUUUCUUCAGAAAGCUCCACCAGCCCACAAAGCGUUCCUGCUUCUUCUGACCUGGUGACAGUCUCAGCCCUCGUCUCGAGCACCAUUCAAGGCCUUGUGUCUCCAACUGCUCCAGUCAAACCUGCCCGCACCAGGAUCCCUUCCAGCACAAGCACAGGUCCCAACAAAGUCACAGAUUCUGUCCCUACUGCUCCUCUGACCAGCAAGGACUCAGGAUUCAGCAAAGUCACUCCCAUUCCAAGUCCAACUAGUCCAAGCCAGGGAAAAUUCACCUUCAGCGGACGCAGGUCCACAAGUCCACCUGGACAGCUGAACAAAGGACCUUAUGCCCCAACCAGUCCUGGGCCAGGAAAGGGCCCUUCCACUAGCCCAACCCAUGGUCCAGCCCUCUCCAGGCCACCCACGAGCCCAGUGACCCCCAACAAGGCCAACCCCCCUCCAGUGGUGGUCAACACCGACAGCGUCGACACCCCCCCAUAUGUCAAUGGAACAGAAGCAGACUAUGAGUAUGAGGAAAUCACGUUGGAGCGGGGUAACUCAGGCCUCGGCUUCAGUAUCGCUGGAGGGACCGAUAACCCCCACAUUGGAGAUGACCCCUCGAUCUUCAUCACCAAGAUUAUACCUGGAGGAGCUGCAGCCCAGAAUGGACGACUCAGGGUGAAUGACUGUAUAGUCCGGGUGAAUGAGACGGACGUCAGAGAAGUGACCCACAGCGGCGCCGUGGAGGCUCUGAAGGAGGCAGGUGGUCUGGUCAGACUGUGUAUACGACGCAGGAGGAGCCUCACCGAGAGAAUCCUGGAUAUCAAACUAGUCAAAGGUCCCAAAGGUUUAGGAUUUAGUAUAGCUGGUGGAGUUGGAAACCAACAUGUCCCUGGCGACAACAGCAUCUAUGUGACCAAAAUCAUUGAGGGAGGAGCAGCACACAAAGAUGGACGUCUACAAAUAGGCGACAAGCUUGUUGCUGUAAAUGGUUCCUGUUUGGAGGAGGUAACUCACGAGGAGGCAGUGGCCGCCCUAAAGUCGACUCCUGAUGUCGUGUACCUGCGUGUGGCCAAACACACCUCCCUUUUUAUCAAUGACAAUUUCCCUCCGCCCGAUGUCACUAACUCAUAUUCCCCACACCAGGAUAACCACAUCAGCCCCUACAUGAGUGGGAGCCAAUCUGUAAGCCCUGCCCCACUGACCACCCCCAGAUACUCACCGCUGCCCAGGUCCAUUGCGGGAGACGACGAUAUCACCCGGGAACCCAGACGGGUGGUGCUGCAGAGGGGAUCUACAGGUCUCGGAUUUAACAUUGUUGGAGGGGAAGAUGGAGAAGGGAUCUUCAUUUCCUUCAUUCUUGCUGGAGGUCCAGCUGAUCUCUGUGGGGAACUUCGAAAGGGAGACCGCAUCCUGUCGGUGAAUGGGGUGGACCUGUCCAGUGCAACACACGAGCAGGCAGCCGCAGCUCUGAAAAAUGCAGGACAGACCGUCACCAUAGUAGCCCAGUUCAGACCAGACGAGUACAGUCGUUUCGAGGCAAAGAUCCAUGACCUGAGGGAACAGAUGAUGACCAGCAGUGUCAGCUCCAGCUCCACGUCUCUCCGCUCCACACAGAAGCGCACACUUUACGUCAGGGCCUUGUUUGACUAUGAUGGAAGUGCUUCGGAUCUGAGCGUGCCCAAUCAGGCCCUGCCCUUUCAUUUUGGGGAUAUCCUCCACGUGAGCAGCGCCAGCGAAGAGGAGUGGUGGCCCGCCCGUCACCUUAGCCCCCCGCCUCCAAACUGCCCGGAAGUCGGGGUCAUCCCCAGCCGCCGGAGGGCAGAAAAGAAGGAGAGGUCGAGGUUAAAGACAGUCAGAGUGAGCAGGUCUCAGGACAGAUCAGAUCAGGAUGAUAAAGAGCUGGUAACCUCUGGCACCAGCGAUAAUGAGAGUAGUUCCUCUGGUCAGGAGGAGAUCUUCCUCACCUACCAACCUGUCAUGCAGCAUGAAGUUAAUUACACACGGCCAGUCAUCGUGCUUGGACCAAUGAAAGAUCGGGUUAACGAUGACCUCAUCUCCGAGUUCCCUGACAAGUUUGGCUCCUGCGUCCCACACACAACACGGCCACGGAGAGAAUACGAGGUGGAUGGCAGAGAUUACCACUUCAUGUCCUCCAGAGAGCUCAUGGAGCGAGAGAUUCAGGAGCACAAGUUCAUUGAGGCUGGACAAUAUAACAACCAUCUGUAUGGAACCAGCAUACAGUCUGUCAAAGAGGUCGCUGACAAGGGCAAGCACUGCAUACUGGAUGUAUCAGGGAACGCGAUAAAGCGUCUCCAGAUGGCAGGCCUCCAUCCCAUCGCUAUCCUCAUUAGACCACUCAGUGUCGACAACAUUUUAGAGAUGAAUAAGCGUCUCAGUGAGGAGCAGGCAAGGAAGGCCUACGACAGAGCUGUGAAACUGGAGCAGGAGUUCACAGAGUACUUCACUGCGAUCGUCCAGGGCUCAACUCUAGAGGAAGUGUAUUCGCAGGUGAAGCAGAUCAUCGAGGAGCAGUCUGGUCCUUACAUCUGGGUUCCCACCAAGGAGCGACUCUGAAUAAAUACCCACAUACACCAUACUCACACACAUACACACACAAACAUCAGCCUCUCUGCACACUUCCUUCUUGUCUAAUUUUCUAUUAUCAGCCUGCUUCCUCGCUCUCUUUUUCUUACGCACGCACAUCACUACAUGCAUUGACACAUUUACAUAAGCACAUUCAAUGGGACGAGGCUGGGACUAUCUGGGACUGCUGCUUCCUGAAGUGGGAGGAGCUCAUGUCUGUCCAGCAGCCUAUUGGUGGAUCUUCCUACGGCUCAGUUCCUUAAUGUUUAAGGAGGUGGUUUAAAUCAAGGCGACAUGUACCAUUAUCUGAUUUGAUUUCAUUAUUGUUCUUCUUAUUGUUGUUGUCGUUGUUGUUUUCAUAUUAACAAAGGGUAAUGCAUUCAUGUAUGGGUUUGUAAUGAUUAUAUUGUCACCAAGAGGCAGAUUUUUGCACGCUGUAGCUUUAAGAGCAUGUUUUUGGGACAAAAUCUUGAUCUCCUUCCCUCUCUGUCUGUCUGUCUCCUCAUAGCAUCACUCCUGUUUAGAGUUUCUUAUUCAUGUUUUUUUUCUCAAUCCUGAAUCCUUUCAUUCCCUUUACUCUUUUGACUAUUCACAGACUUUAGAUAUGAGGUGAAAAUCAUUAUAAAAUUUCCAAUACUCCCCAGAAUUUUGGCAUCAAAACAAAUACUGUUUAGAGAUGUAGCAAGAAUAUAUUAAUCAUUUAAUCUGUAAGCAAUGUGUGGCAUAAUAAUAAUUAUAUUAAGAAGCAGCAGUUCUUGAUCCGAUAACUAAAGAAGAUUAAAUUCAAAUAAAUAAAGUGCAAAGCCCUCUAUCAGUAGUUUGCUAUUAAAAGGUCAAAAACAAACUGCCUCAUAAUGAUGAUGGAGUACGUUUGGAGCUCUGGGCCUGCAUUCAUCACAUUUCUGAGAAAUAUUUUUAAUAUAAAUCACAGGUCUCCAUGGUGAGUAGAGACGAGGUCAUAUUUGUCAGGCAGCUCACUGCGAUUUACAGCCAAAGAGAAAACACGAUAGAGCAGCUCAUAAGGCCAUCGAACGGUCAAUCACCAAUCAGAGUCAAGUCAUCUCCACUGUUGCUCGUUACUUUUUACAAAUUCUUAUCUUCAGUAGAAAUGUAUCAUCUAAUUUACUAAAUAUAUAAAUACUUUGUCUGGAAUACAAAGUACAGAUGAAGGGAAAAUGGUAAAAAUCUUUAAAAUUUUCAAAUGUUAAAAUCAGAUACAAAUAACAGAUUAUGGUACAAGCUGUAGUUUGUGUAAACACUCCAAAACAAUAACAUUUAAAUCAGAAUAAAACAAUAAACGGCUCCAGUUUGUGAGGGGAAAUAAAAUAAAAUGGAAUUCAGACAUUUUUCUUUUUACUUAAGUUCUAAAAUUGUACUCGACAGCUCGAUAAACAGCGGCCCAGAUUUGAGAUCGAGUCUGUUUCGUAGAAGCUUUCAUCUCGAAGAGGCUUCUCUGCCUUUUCCUUCCACCUCCGCUUCCUUCUCUCUGUCUCAUGCCUUCGUGUCUCCUCCUCUGCGCAGUGUGACGUUAGUUGCGCACGCCAGCAUUAAACAGUGUAUCUUCUGCUUCAUCAUCACUAUCAUCACGAUCAUAAUCAUCAUGGUUACGGCUUUCCUUCUUACCGUAGUUGCACUAAUGAGGGCUGGUUUCUUAAAAGCAUCUUUACCCUCCAAGUGUUUCCGGUCUCCGCACGUGAUGACGCAACACACUCGCUUUUCUCUCAGCGAUGAUUGAGCUGCUUUGAGACGAAGUUGGUCGACACGUUUUUUUUGGUGAAGGUUAAAAAACACGUCAUAGUGUACUCUUCUGGAGAAACUUGCUGUUUGGAUUAACCAAUUGACUGUAAUCCACUUUUUCCCCCGCUGGAUUUAUAAGUUUAAGCCUUUAUGUGUGACCUCAGCACUCCAUGCAUAAAUAUCCAGCUAAGGGUUAUAUCUUGGAGCCUGUUUUCAUUAUUUCACAAAUGUCUACUUUAUGCAUGGAAGGAUGCAAUGUUUGGCUCGAGGCUGAACUGACUUUUCGUUCAUUUAAGGAGGCCACACAGCACGAGAAGCAAACCUAACCCCGUAAAGCCUGAGCCAUUCCUUCUGACAAAUGAAAAAAGAAAAAAGAAGAAGAAAUGAAUUAUCAAUACACGAGUUUCAAUUUGUAUAAUUUUUGCUUUAUCUGGCAUUUUUUAAGGUGAUGAUAUUUAAAGAGAUUUAAAAAAACUCACAACUCAUGUGUUAAAUAUGAUAGAGUUGGUGUUAUGGGGUUAAAGCUACUCAGUGGAGUCUGUGACCACGUUAACAGCACAUGUAACCUAACAAUGGCGAAUCUGUUGGUCAUGUGACGCUUGCUUAGUGCAUCUGUUACCUGUAGUAGUCUUUUCAGAGGCUUUGCUGCUUGUCGCCGAGGCUCAGCUUAACAACACGUGACUAAACUCUACUUGUACUGAAAACUAAAAUGAAAACAACAACAAGAACAAAAAUCUUAGCAGUGUUGUUGAGUAUAUCUCUGUUUUUUAGCAUUGCAUCUGCUUUAUCGUCAGGGCCAUUUAAUGCAUUCUACUCAGUGGCCUGAAAAGUGCUGUGGAGCAAUAUUAUUUUCACUUUCUUGCAAUCCAGGUUGCACCUGUAAAGUUUGUCGCAUGACUGCAAAAAAUUAUUUACACUCUAUUCGCCUCAUAGAUAUUUUGUCAUUCGGAUUAGAGAGUACAUUUUUGAGAGCCCUUUGCUACGUAAUUGGCGUUGGUGUAAUGUUUCCAGUUUCUCCAGGGAGCAACAUCACGAGUGCUGAGGUCACUCACCGGAAACACAAUGUAACAUAAUCUCUUGUUUUCCAAACGUAACAUUCGAGAUCCCAAGAUGCUUUUGGCGACGCAGCCCCCACCUGUAUGGACCUUGUCAGCCACCCGCUCCCCAUCUCCAUUCUCCAACCCCGAGGCGACUUCUCCAAGCUGACUGGAGACUGGAGACGUAUAGAAAGACUGUUCUGUCAACAGAGUAGCUUUUUAUUUCAAAUAACAACCAGUUUUUGACCGCAUGUGUUUUAAAAGGCUUUAAAUGUUUCUCCACAGAAUGUUCAAAUAAGCCAAAUCUGUAAUCCUCACUGAUUCAGGUCGAUCAGUACUGUGUUUGUGUGUUGACAGAACUGGGCUGUCUGUAUGACUCUGGCUGUGUGUUUUUAGCCAGGGGACCAUGCCACUGUAUGUUAGAGUAAAGCACCGAUGCAAAGAAUCUAUUACAGAGAUGGAACUAUAUCUAACAUAUAAUAUUUAUCCCUGCUCUAACUGCCUAUUUUGGUACAAAAAAACAUAAAUAAAAGUCUUUAUUGAGAUUUACUGAAAUCCUUUUACCUUUAA